AUGCUGGUCAGAUGGAGUAAAGUGGUUGCGUUUGCUACUGGUGCUUGCGCCUCGGCCUCCUUUCUCCCGCCUCAUCUCGCAAAUGACCCGCGGAACAGCGGCCCUUUGGGAGCUCGAGCAGCAGUCGGUCCAGACCUGCAGUUGUUUAACGACACUCUCGAUGCGCUACGAGUCCUGCAGGAUGCAUAUUUCGAGCCUUGGGUAGGCACGUGGCCUUCGGCCAUCGACUGGACCGCCGCCGUCAUGGGAUCUCACGUUGCCGGUGCCCUUUUGUCCCUCUCUCGCGGCCUGGAGCUUGUUCACCCGGGCAUGGGCGAGGGUUACUUGUUGAAGGAGAACACAAUAUCCCUCUACUUCUCUCAGCUUAUUGGAUUCUACUUCGGCCAGGACGCCUUUGCGAUUCGAGGCCAGGCUUUUGACGACAUGCUCUGGGUUGUUUUGGGCUGGCUUGACGCCGUCAAGUUCAUUGACACCCGCAUUGGGAGGGAUCUAGAGGUGGUCAACUCGGCGACGUUUUCUACAGGAACACCCCAAAAUGAUGGCUGGCAUGGGAAUCUCUGGGUUCCUGCAUUCGCGCACCGAGCGAGGAUAUUCUGGGAACUGGCCUCUGUGGGAUGGGACACAAAACUGUGUGGGGGAGGCAUGAACUGGAACCCACGGCUCACACCAUAUAAGAACGCCAUCACGAACGAACUUUAUAUCGCCGGAUCGAUUUCCAUGUAUAUCUACUUCCCGGGAGAUUCUAACGCCGCUCCAUUUGGCGCUAAUCACGGCCGAAAUAGCCCCCCAGCUGGUGUAUCUACAGACUGGAAACCUCAUGACCCAAUAUACCUAACGGCGGCUGUAGAUGGUUAUGAGUGGUUGGCGUCCUCCAAUAUGACGAAUAGCAAAGGAUUAUAUGUCGAUGGUUUCCACGUAUCUGGCUACGACUCUGGAGGCAACAACACAAAGUGUGACGAGCGCGAUGAGAUGGUAUAUACGUACAACCAGGGCGUUAUUCUCUCGGGUCAGCUCGGCCUUUUUCAAGUCACAGGCAACCCAUCAUAUCUUCGAGAAGGCCAUAGGCUGAUCCAGAGUGUCAUCUGGGCAACUGGAUACGACCUAGCGAGGGACCAGCCGAUAGACGAUCUCGCGCAACUCUUCCCAAAGUUCGUGCCACCCUGGCAUGGACUCGGCAGGGCUGGGAUUCUCGAAGAAGCCUGUGAUAUCAAGGCCAGCUGCUCGCAGGACGGACAGACCUUCAAGGGGAUCUGGAUGCAUCAUUUCACAGCUUUCUGCUCUCCGCUUGAGCCCACCACCGCCAACCAAGAUACCCGCUCAUUUGAUAGCUUGCGUACAGAACAUUCCAUAGCCUGCCAUAGAUAUAUUGGCUGGCUUGAACACAACGCUGCGGCUGCUCGAGGUACCCGCGACAGCGAAGGCAAGUUUGGCAUGUGGUGGACUGCCGGGCUCCCGAACUUCACAGCGCUAGACUUUUACAUCCCUCCAGACGCGCUCCCGGAUGACGACGGUGUUGUGGACUAUCGAAACGAUGGCGUCCCGGAUGACCCCCUGUGGAUGCUUCUGAUAGGGAAAUAUGCUAAGGUCUUGCCUUCGAAAGCGGGCGGCGAGCUAGCUGUUCUCAAAGAGAGGAGCCAGGCCGAGUUCCGUGACCCGAACUCUCGCGGACUCGGAAGGACGGUCGAGACCCAGGGCGGCGGGCUGGCGGUGCUAAGGGCGCUCUGGGAACUUUCUAAGCAGAGUCUAUAG
Lasiosphaeria miniovina is the source of this 1749-nucleotide messenger RNA. RefSeq lists its product as uncharacterized. Gene Ontology annotation, biological process: carbohydrate metabolic process. The transcript is spliced from 2 exons. The coding region runs from base 1 to 1749 and encodes 582 amino acids. The record is from RefSeq and is a predicted model, not a curated record. NCBI's taxonomy places the organism in Eukaryota, Fungi, Ascomycota, Sordariomycetes, Sordariales, Lasiosphaeriaceae.